CAGAUCUUGCUGAUCCUUUGUCCAUUACUGGUGCUGCACAUAUUAAAACUGUUAAAAAAUAUGUCGUACCCACCAUACAAAAAUUUUUUUCAUGUCGUGGUAUUUUUCAGAAGGAUAAUGCAACGCUGCACAAGUCAAAAGUCGCCAUGGCCAUUUGCGAAGCUCAUAGAAUCAAAAAAUUAUCAUGGCCUCCCCAGAGCCCUGACCUGAAUCCUAUAGAGAAUUUAUAG
Messenger RNA from Acaulospora morrowiae, 230 nucleotides. The record is from the annotation of a GenBank genome assembly. NCBI's taxonomy places the organism in Eukaryota, Fungi, Glomeromycota, Glomeromycetes, Diversisporales, Acaulosporaceae.